UCUUUCGUCAGAAUCCCAAACCGAGUUUUCUCUCCGCGAACUCCAUCAAAAAGGCGAAACCCUAGACCUUGAUUCCAUUAAACUCUGCUUCUAAUCUUUCAAUUUCUCUCUUUGGUGUCAUCUCUCUACUCGAGUCCGCUUGUAAUCUCGCUUCAAAAAGGAGUCUUGGAGAGAUUUGAAGUCCCAGUGCUGAUCAGGAGCCUCGUCUCCCAUCCACGCCCAUCCGAUUCGGUUCACCAGGUCAUUCAUUGUGUUUAAGUGUUGGAUGAUUGGUGCACAGAAUUCAGCAGAGGAUAUUAUUCUUAUAGGAUGAAAAUUUCAGAGAACAUGGAGAAAUCAGUGGUCCCUGUUGCUGGUUCUCAGAAUGAGGAUUUUAAUUUUGCUGUUGGACAACAGUUCCCUGACGUCAAGACUUUCCGAAGGACAAUAAAAGAGGCUGCUAUUGCACAACACUUUGAGCUUAAAAUUAUAAAGAGUGACUUGAUUCGUUACUUUGCUAGGUGUGCUAAAGAAGAUUGUCCAUGGCGCAUACGUGCUGUAAAGCUUCCGGAUUCUCCUACCUUCACUAUAAGGAGCAUCGAGGGGACGCAUACUUGUGGGAAAGAUGCACAGCUUGGUCAUCACCAGGCAUCGGUUGAUUGGAUAGUUAACUUGAUAGAGGAGAGGUUAAGGGACAAUGUGAAUUACAAACCAAAAGACAUCCUGCAAGACAUUCAGAAACAAUAUGGUAUCACUAUACCAUACAAACAAGCUUGGAGAGCGAAAGAACGGGGACUUGCCGCUAUAUAUGGAUCUUCAGAGGAAGGUUAUGGUCUGCUUCCUGCAUACUGUGAACAGAUAAAGCAAAGCAACCCGGGAAGUGUUGCUCAAGUAUUUACUACUGGGUUGGAUCAUCGUUUCCAGCGGCUUUUUGUUUCUUUCAAUGCGUCGAUACAUGGUUUUCUGAAUGGAUGUUUACCAAUUAUCAGCAUUGGUGGGUUUGAACUAAAGAGCAAGUAUCUUGGUACUUUAAUGUCUGUGACAUCAUUCGAUGCUGAUGGUGGGUUGUUUCCAGUUGCUUUUGGUAUCGUUGAUGUGGAAUCAGAUGAAAAUUGGAUGUGGUUUUUAUCGGAGUUCCAUAAGCUACUUGAAGGUAGCACUGAGAGAAUGCCUCAACUUACAAUUUUAACAGAUGGGCGAAAGAACAUUGCAGAUGCAGUGAAGAGAAAGUUCUCUACCGCACACCAUGGGGUAUGUGUGCGCCAUUUAGCUGAAAGCAUUGGCAAAGAGUUCAAAAACACGAGGCUCACCCAUCUUCUCUGGAAGGCAGCUUAUUCUAUUACCACUGGUGGCUUCAGAGAACGAAUGGCGGAGAUCGAAGAAGUAUGUGUGGAUGCAGCAAGAUGGAUCGAACAAUUUCCACCAUCACAGUGGGCUUUAGUGUAUUUUGAAGGUUCACGGUUUGGUCAUCUUUCUUCAAACAUUGAUGAAUUUAACAGAUGGAUCCUUGAUGCUUGGGAGCUUCCUAUAAUUCAAGUCAUUGAGCGCAUUCAUAAUAAACUGAUGGCCGAGUUUGAUGAACGUCGAGAAAAGAGUAUGGCAUGGACAAUGAUACUUGCUCCAUCCGCAGAUAAGCUGUUCUCUGAAGCUGCGCAUUGUGCUGGUGUCUAUCAAGUUCUUCGUUCCGAUGAUGUUGAAUUCGAGGUUUUAUCUGUUGACCAUUCUAACAUAGUAAACAUCGGCACUCGGUCAUGUUCAUGUCGAAACUGGCAGUUACAUGGAAUACCUUGCUCACAUGCUAUUGCGGCCCUGUUAUCAUGUCGGAAAAAUGUAUAUGAAUACACAGAAAAGCAUUUCACCGUCACCAACUACCGUGAGGCAUAUUCUCAUGUGUUGCACCCAAUCCCAGAUAAAAGCGAAUGGAACAAGAUGAAUGAAGGUGCCACCGAAGAUGAGACCAGGAUUGUCCGCCCACCAAAGUUUCGUCGACCACCAGGACGGCCUGAAAAGAAAAGAAACUGCCUCGAGGAGUCGAACCGAGAAAAACAUACUGUGCAUUGCAGCCGUUGCAACCAAACUGGACAUUACAAGAGAACAUGCAAAGCAGAGAUUGUCCAGAGAAUAGAACUUUGAGAUCUUUAUAGUUUUCUUUAGAUCAAUCUCUUCAUUUGUAAUAUAUUAGUUGAGAUUUUCCCAGCUGUUUCUCAGUGUAUCUUCUUUCAUCUUUAUAUAAAUGAUCACAUUUGCAAAUUGAACUUCUUUUACAA
This is a messenger RNA of Dioscorea cayenensis subsp. rotundata (Guinea yam), 2246 nucleotides long. RefSeq lists its product as uncharacterized. The transcript is spliced from 2 exons. Bases 310 to 2112 code for a protein of 600 amino acids. Gene Ontology annotation, molecular function: nucleic acid binding; zinc ion binding. The record is from RefSeq and is a predicted model, not a curated record. Lineage: Eukaryota; Viridiplantae; Streptophyta; Magnoliopsida; Dioscoreales; Dioscoreaceae.